Ascochyta rabiei is the source of this 1081-nucleotide messenger RNA. RefSeq lists its product as uncharacterized. The record is from RefSeq and is a predicted model, not a curated record. Gene Ontology annotation, molecular function: RNA binding. Gene Ontology annotation, biological process: regulation of mRNA splicing, via spliceosome; mRNA processing. NCBI's taxonomy places the organism in Eukaryota, Fungi, Ascomycota, Dothideomycetes, Pleosporales, Didymellaceae. Gene Ontology annotation, cellular component: spliceosomal complex. The transcript is spliced from 2 exons. The coding region runs from base 1 to 375 and encodes 124 amino acids.
AUGGCGCUCAGUAUCGACCAGAAGCGCCUGAAGGCCACCAAAUUUCCACCCGAGUUCGACCGCAAGGUUGACAUUGAGAAAGUCAACAUCGAUCUGAUGAAGAAGUGGAUUGCACAGAAGAUUACGGACAUUCUUGGAGACGAAGACGACAUAGUCGUCGAGACAUGCUACAAUUUGGUCGAGCAAAGUCAAUUUCCCAAAAUCAAAGAGAUUCAGAUACAGCUCACCGGCUUCCUCAACAAAGACACCGCGGCGUUCUGCAAAGAAUUAUGGGAUCUGAUGCUCAGUGCACAGGACAGCCCCAUGGGUGUGCCGAAGGAAAUGCUCGAGGCGAAGAAGCUUGAACUGCAGCAGGAGCAGGUACGACAUUCUUGAAAGAUUACAGACGUGAUGGCUGACACGCAUGCAUAGCUUUCGAAAGCCGCUGCGGAGUCCCGCCGUAAAGAACGGACAGACCAGGACGAUAUCGUCAACAUGUUUCGCGACACCGAACGCCCGGAUCGAGGAGAUCGAGGAGAUCGCGGUCGAGGUCGCGGAGGACGCGGAGGAGGCUUCCGUGGAGACCGUGGAGACCGUGGAGGAUUCCGUGGCGAUCGAGGAGGUAGAGGAGGCAGAGACUUCGACCGUCGGCCACCACGUCGAGACUCGCGAUCACCGCCUCCGUAAGUGCGAUCGUGUGGAACAAACGCACAAAGACUGACAAGAUUCAGAAGACGCAGGUCACCACCUCGCCGCGAACGUGACAUCUACGUACCCAGCGGCAGCCGCGGUCGAGGCCGAGAUCGCCGCGAGGGCUCGCGAGACCGCCGUCGCUCAGCCUCAGGCAGCCGCUCCAGGUCCCCACCGCCUCGUCGAGCCCGCCGCUCGCCUUCCUCAGAUCGUUCACGUACGCCUCCACGACGUCGACGACGUUCACCUCCAAGCGAUCGUUCGAGAUCUCCACCGCGCCGAUCGAGACGUUCUCCUUCUCCGCGUCGCAAGCGGCGAGAUGGGGGGCGGGACAAGGCGUGGUCUCCAAGCAACGACAGCAGGAGACUACCUAGGCAUCAAUCACGAUCUGCUUCCCCUAAAGACAAAGUGA